Eimeria mitis is the source of this 1935-nucleotide messenger RNA. RefSeq lists its product as uncharacterized. Gene Ontology annotation, cellular component: nucleus; SWI/SNF complex. The coding region runs from base 1 to 1935 and encodes 644 amino acids. Lineage: Eukaryota; Apicomplexa; Conoidasida; Eucoccidiorida; Eimeriidae. Gene Ontology annotation, molecular function: transcription coregulator activity. The record is from RefSeq and is a predicted model, not a curated record. The transcript is spliced from 6 exons. Gene Ontology annotation, biological process: regulation of transcription by RNA polymerase II.
AUGUAUACAACAGGAAAGGCGGCUGCAGCAGCUGCUGCUGUUUUUGAUGGAUCAGGUGCUUCAGCUGCUGCUGCGGCUGCUGCUGCUGCUGCUGCACCGCGCGCACUCAGAGCAGCAGCACGACACCUCACCUCUGCUGCUGCUGCUGCGACUCUCCCAGCAGCAGAAUCCCAAGCCGCUGCAGCAGCAGGACCGGCAGCAGCGGGGCCAGCAGCAGCAGCAGCAGCAGCAGCAGCAACAGCAGCACGAAAAGAGGCAGCUGAAGGAAAAUUUGAUUCGUCAGCAGCAGCAAACGAAAUAACAAAAGAAAGUGCAGCAGACGCACUGGCAGUCGUUAGAAAACUCAUAACUCGACAGCAGCAGCAGCAGCAGCAGCAGCAGCAGCAACAGCAGCAGCAGCAGCAGCAACAAGAGCAGCAGAGUGCAUGCACCCGCGGUCCCUUGGACCUGCAGCUCGAGGCUGCAGAACUGCUGAGGCAGCUCGCGCACCCGCUAGCAGCAGCAGCAGCAGCAGCAGCACCAGACGCAGCAGCAGCAGCAGCAGCAGAUCCCGGAGCAGCAGCAGCAGCAGAAACAGCAGCAGCAGCAGCAGCAGCGUCCGUCUCUGCUGCAGCAAAAUGGCAAUACGAAGAAUCUGCUGCAGUUGAUUUGCUUCUCAGAGUUGCCUGCUGCGAUCCAGCAGCAGCAGCAGCAGCAAAAGCAGCAGCAGCAACAGCAGCAGCAGCAGCAGCAACAGCAGCAGCAGAAGGGCAAUGCAGCACCACUCCUUCUAUACUGAAGGAUGGAGAAGGCGUUGCUGCUGUGCUGCUGCUGCUGCAGCAGCUGCUGCAUUCGCGUUGGCUGCCGCAUCCACAGUUGCUGCUGCUGCUGCAGCAGCAGCUACCCCUGCUGCUGCAGCAGAUAGAGCAGCAACCGCUGAGGUGUAUCUGCAGCUUCCUGCUGCUGCAGCUGCUGGCGGAGGCGCGGGUGGGGCUGCUGCAGCCGCAGCAGUUCGAUGCCUUGGUCUUGCUGCUGCUGCAGCAGCAGCAAAUCCUUACCAGCAGCAGCAGCAACAGCAGCAACAGCAGCAGAAACAGCAGCAGCAGCAGCAGCAGCAGCGGGAGUUUAAGCUGCUGCUGGAGAAGAGCAGCAGCAGAACCACCGGCUCAGACCUCAGCAGCAGCAGCCCUCCAUUUGCUGCUCUGCGACCGACUACAGCAGCAGCAGCAGCAGCAGCAGCAGCAAGGGUUCGAGCAGCAGCAGCAGCAGCAGCAGCAGCAGACAGCAACGCAGCAGGUGCCGCAGUGGCAGCAGCGGGCAAAUGUUUUGCUGCAUCGGCUGCUGCAGCAGCAGCAGAAGCACUGCACCCACAGCAGCAGCAGCAGCGCAGAUAUAGAAUGCAGACUGUGGACGCAUGCGCUGCUGCAGCUGGCGGGGGGCCCCUCGUGGCAGCUGCCUGGAGCAGCAGCAGCAGCAGCAGAUGCUGCAGCAACAGAAGCCGAAGCAGCAGCAGCAGCAGCAGCAACGGCGCCAGAAGAGCCUCUGCAGCAGUUCCUGCGGGGCUUAGAAAAGAAGCAGCAGCAGCAGCAGCAGCAGCAAGAGCUGCAGCAGCCUCUGCAGCAGUUCCUGCGGGGCUUAGAAAAGAAGCAGCAGCAGCAGCAGCAGCAGCAAGAGCUGCUGCAGCAGCAGCAGCAGCAGCAGCAGCAGCAGACUGCAGCAACUGCAGCAACAGCAAGCCCCCUGCAGCAGUCGCUCGAUAAGCAACACCUCGAUGCCAUAGUGGCUGCUCUGAACCUUAAAGACGGCAACAACUUCUCCACGCAAACCCUCAGGUUUGGCUUGACGGCCCCGCUGGCUCUGAAGGACUGCGGCAUAUGCGUGGAGGUCGCCACAGACGAAGAUGUUUUUAUAAACCGCCGGACGCGCCUCAGAGCUAAGAUGGCCCUGUCAGUCUAA